Messenger RNA from Vombatus ursinus (common wombat), 2934 nucleotides. RefSeq names its product TBC1 domain family member 24 (gene TBC1D24). NCBI's taxonomy places the organism in Eukaryota, Metazoa, Chordata, Mammalia, Diprotodontia, Vombatidae. The transcript has 10 exons. The record is from RefSeq and is a predicted model, not a curated record. The coding region runs from base 334 to 2022 and encodes 562 amino acids.
GAAAGCGGACCUUUGGAGCUGGUCUGGAGUCUCCUUGAUAGAUAAAACAAGAAAAAUUGGAGUUGAGUAAUUCUGCUUUCUCUCUGCCAUCUGCUAAAAUUGCCCCAUCACAGGCCUAUUCCUUCCUUGUUGCUCUUCUCUCCAAUGCAGAUGAAUUUCCCAGAUACAUCAGAAAUCUGAAAAAUGACCUGGUUAUUUACCAAAGCUAACUGAAACUGCUAUUUUUAACACUACUGGAUCAAGUUAACAAUCUCCGAUUCAAAAGGUACAAGGCUGUGCUACUAAGAUAAGGCCAUUCCCCUUAUUACUGCCUUUGAGGAACUUCUCUGAGGCAUGGAUACUCCAGAGUACAACCGCUUUGUGGAUCCAGAGAAAAUGGAAGCUAUGAUCCCAGAUGAAGGACCCAAGGACAUGAUAAGCACAGACUUCCAGGAGAUAAAACAGUUGGCACGCCAGGGCUACUGGGCCCGAAACUACACUCUUAGGGGAAAAGUUUACCAAAAGCUGAUUGAGGACAUUCCAUGUCGAACAGUCACACCAGAUGCCUGUGUGUACAGUGACAUUGUAGGAAAGAUUGUGGGCAAACACAGCAGCAGUAACCUCCCUCUGCCUGAGUUUGUGGACAAUAGUCUGGUCCCAAGCUACUGUCUGAAUCCACAGGGAGAAGAAGCUGUUCGAAAGAUUCUCUUGUGUAUUGCUAACCAGUUCCCUGACAUUUCCUUUUGCCCAACACUUCCAGCAAUUGUCGCCCUACUCCUGCACUAUAGCAUUGAUGAAGCAGAGUGUUUUGAGAAAACUUGUCAUAUCUUGGCUUGCAAUGACCCCAGCAAGAGAUUUAUUGACCAGAGCUUCCUCGCUUUUGAGUCUUCUUGUAUGACAUUUGGGGACCUUGCUAAUAAAUACUGCCAGGCGGCCCACAGAAUGGUGGUAGAAUUGUCGGAGGAUGUAUUACAGGUCUACUGUGACUGGCAUCGGUGGCUCUUUGGGGAUCUGCCAUUCAGUUACUUUGCCCGAGUCUUUGAUGUAUUUAUGGUUGAGGGUUACAAGGUGCUCUACAGAGUUGCUUUGGCAAUUCUUAAGUUCUAUUGCAAAGCAAAAGCUGGGCAGCCUCUGGACUCAGACAAUGUGAAACAGGAUAUCCGUGUGUUUGUCAGAGACAUCGAAAAGUCAGUAUCCCCUGAGAAGCUACUGGAUAAAUCCUUUGCCAUUCGUCUCUUCUCCCGGAAGGAGAUCCAGCUCUUGCAGAUGGCCAAUGAGACAGCUCUGAAGCAGAAAGGGAUCACGGUCUAUAACAAGAGUGUUUCAUCUUCUCAAAGGCAGUUCGUGCACUUGGCUGUUCAUGCUGAGAAUUUCCAGUCAGAGAUUGUCACUGUGAAGGAGAUGCGAGACAUCUGGUCAUGGCUCCCUGAACGGUUUGCUCUCUGCCAGCCUCUGCUGAUUUUCUCCACUAUGCAGCAUGGAUAUAGCCUGACAAGGCUUUAUUACCACUGUGAUGGACAUGAGCCAACUCUCCUUCUCCUCAAGACAACAACGAAAGAGGUUUGUGGUGCUUACCUGUCGACAGAUUGGAGGGAUCGAAAUAAAUUUGGAGGCAAGCUGAGCUUCUUUGGGACUGGGGAGUGCUUUGUGUUUAGGCUGAAGCCAAAAGUUCAACGAUAUGUGUGGGUAGUGAUAAAACACCCAGAGCUGGCCAAGAACCAGAAUUCAGCCUCAGAACCUACAACUUCAAGUCUCCAGCUCAGCCACACAGACUCCACAGACCCCUCAAAACGGCUCUCACCUUUCUUGGCCGCUCGGCACUUUGGUCUUCCUUCAAAAGCUGAAUCUCUGUUCAUGGCUGGAUCCAAUGAAUGCAUCAUCAUAGGUGGUGGAGGUGGUCAGGCUCUGUACAUCGAUGCGGACCUGAACCGAGGCCACACAGGACAUUGUGAAACCUUUAACAAUGAGCCUCUGUGCUCUGAAAACUUCCUCAUCUCUUCCUUAGAGGUAUGGGGCUUCUGGAAUGCUGACAUACAAGAAUAGAAACAGCCACACUCGCCAGUCCCUGCAAGGAAGACAAGGACAUUCAGGGGCUUCCAGCACAGGAGGAAGGCUACUCCAGGAUUGACUUCUCCAUUUUCAGGUCGUGAUCUUGGAUAGAAGCACAAGGCCCUGUGAUCUUUUAGGGGGUCUCUCUCCAUCCUGGCUUUCUAUGAUGGCUACUGACCCCUCUGAAAAGUCAGCCUAUAGUCAAGAGUUCCUGAAACUUCCCUUCUCUUCAUCCCCUAGGGAAUGGGUUAGUUUGAGCUGGAGCCUGUUAUGGGGAUCAGAUCAUUUCUGGAGACAGACUCAAGCCUUGCCCCAUCUGCUUAGAGACUUUGGUGUAAUCCAGAGUCCUGUCUCCUCUUGGGACAGAGCCCAUGGAUGGUGUUGAGGGACAGAUAAAUAGCAAAGAUAAUACUAUGUGAACCAAUUCCAAGGUCAUACCUAGGCUCUCUGGCUGGUCCUGAACGGUGGGCUGGUGGGGUGGGGGAAGGAACCUUUGUUCUAAGGGUAAUUCAAGGUGCAGAUGAACAAAGGCCCUUGCAUAGAGUCCUCUGCAAUAGCCCAGGAAGUCACCAGCCUUCCCUAGAUGUAGCCCUUGGGGCCACCCUUUUCCUCUCUCAAAUCAUAGGCUCAGAUGUGAACAAACAAUCCUCCCAACAGGCACCUUAUCUUUCUGGGUUUUGGAGAAAGCUCAAGUCCAAGAGACAGAAGUCGUCAGAGGGGAUGGAAUUAACCUCUGGAUCCUGGAAUUAGCACUCUCUACACAAAUCCCUCAUGUCUUCAUAGCUGUCUGAGUACCCAUUCACCUUCCUCCCUUAUCUAGGUAUCUUGGUCCCUCUAUACCCUCAAAAGAAAUCUCAUUAUAUGUGUAUAUGUCUCUUCCUUUAACACUGAAUCUGGUUGUCUGUG